CUAAACUGAAGAGCAGAGAUGCUGAGAUGGAGAAACUUCAGCCAACAGAGGACCCCGUUGAUUUCAUUCAGGCAGGAGUUGUGUGUGUCUCUGAGAGGGGAAAAUGGCCAGUGCUUCAGUGUUGGAAGAGUUAAGCUGUUCAAUCUGCCUGGAUUUACUGAAGGACCCAGUGACUGUUCCCUGUGGACACAGUUUCUGUUUGAACUGCAUUACAGGCUGCUGGGAUCAAGAAGACCAGAAGGGUGUUUACAGCUGCCCCCAGUGCAGAGAGACCUUCACUCCAAGGCCUGUUCUACGCAGAAACACAAUGCUGACUGGAGUUAUAGAGAAGCUGAAGAAGACCGAACUGCACUCUGAUGCUAAGGCUCCUUCCUACGCCGGACCAGGCGAUGUGGAGUGUGAUUUCUGCACUGGGAGGAAACGUAAAGCCACCAAGUCAUGUCUUUCAUGCCUUCUUUCCUAUUGUGAAGUUCACAUCCAGCCUCACUAUGAAGUGCCUCGUCUAAGCAAGCACAAACUAGUGAAUGCCACCUCACAACUACAGGAGAAGAUCUGUUCUCAGCAUGACAGGAUUAUUGAGGUGUUUUGUCGCACGGAUCACAAGUUGAUCUGUAUGCUGUGUUCUAUGGAUGAUCAUAAUGGACAUAAAACCGUCUCGGCAGCAGCAGAACGGACUGAGAAGCAGAAAACAUUGUUGAAGAUGAAGGGGGAUUACCAGAAGCAACUCCAUCAGAAGGAGAAGGAGAUGGAAGAGGUCAAACAGGCUCUGAAGUCUCUGCAGCCUGGUUGAAACCAGACUCAUUCA
Molecule: messenger RNA, 805 nt
Organism: Alosa sapidissima (American shad)
Lineage: Eukaryota; Metazoa; Chordata; Actinopteri; Clupeiformes; Clupeidae
Product: E3 ubiquitin/ISG15 ligase TRIM25-like
Exons: 4
Coding region: 104-790 (228 amino acids)
Molecular function (GO): zinc ion binding
Source: RefSeq, a predicted model, not a curated record